ACUGACAGGACGAGCUGUGAGCGCUGAGGUGGGCGCGGGCAGCUGGUAAAUCAACAACCCACGUCGCCGUCAAAAGAGAUUAAAGUUCAGUUCGGCCAUCAAACGACCCUCGGAAAAAAACAAUGAAUCUGUUUGUGGAAACUCUUCUGUUCCUGGGCACGCUCGUCUACUCCUACCUGGAGGCUUUCGUGAAGCUGUUUGUCCCCGUGAGGAGGAAGUCUGUCAGCGGAGAGCUUGUGCUCAUCACGGGUGCUGGCCAUGGCGUCGGAAGAGCGACCGCCCUCGAGUUCGCCAAGCGCCAGAGCAGGCUGGUCCUCUGGGACAUCAGCAAGCACGGCGUUGAGGAGACGGCAGCAGAAUGCCAGGGUCUGGGGGCCACUGUUGAAACCUUCGUGGUGGACUGCAGCAAACGGGAGGAGAUCUACAGCGCUGCAGAGAAGGUGAAAAAGGAAAUUGGGGAUGUGACCAUCCUGGUGAACAAUGCUGGUGUGAUCACAGCUGCCGACCUGCUCUCAACUCAGGACCACCAGAUAGAAAGAAUGUUUGAAGUCAACAUCCUGGCUCACAUGUGGACGACAAGAGCUUUUCUGCCAGCCAUGAUGAACAACAACUAUGGGCACAUUGUCACGGUGGCUUCGGCAGCAGGUCAUUUUGUGACUUCUUUCAUGGUGGCUUAUUGCUCGAGCAAGUUUGCUGCAGUUGGAUUUCAUAAAGCUCUGACAGAGGAGCUGUCUACCCUGGGAAAGGAUGGAAUAAAAACCACAUGCCUUUGUCCGGUUUUUAUAAACACUGGAUUUGUCAAAAACCCCAGAACAAGGCUUGGAAAGAUUUUGGAGAUUGAAGAGGUUGUAGAGGCUCUGAUGGAAGGAAUAGUGACCAACCAGAAAAUGGUUUUUGUUCCAUCAAAUCAGAGUGUUGCUUUACUGCUUGAAAGAGUGUUUCCAGAACGUGCCCUGAAUGUUCUGAAGAAGAUGACCGAUGUCAAGUUUGAUGCAAUCAUUGGGCAGGGAAGCACCCAGUGAAAAGCAAGAAUUGAUUCUCGUUUCGCAGUGGCACGAGUGAAAACAGAACAUGUGCUGAGGGUAGUUCAGCUGGUUUGAUACAGAACAAAGACAGGUGCUUCCAGGCCACCAUUUCCAAGCACAUGGAAGGGUUUAUCCCACACCUGCAGCAGGAACACACCUGCAUAAUGUGGAGUGUUAGCUAAGCAGAGAUGCAGCUCUAAAAGUCUAAAGGACUGCUUUGAGUGUACAUCACAUUGCCUCUGUCUCGUAGUGUUGAGGCAGACAGGAAUUCCCACAAAGCCUGUAUUUGGGACAGCACAGCUGCCUAUUUGAGUGCCAAGAUUGCUUGAGAAUAUGUUAAUCUGGACACAUCCCUGAGCAAAGCUGUCUUGCAAGAAGGAAUUUAUACAGCAGGUGGGUGGCCUGUUUCACCUCAAUUUAUAUUUUUAUAUGUACAAUGAAUUUCACGUACUUUUGUACCAAGUACCUGAAACAAUAUGGGUAUGUUAUAUAAUACCUAAUUACAUCGAUUAUCAAUUAUGAAUGAGCACCAUCAAUAUACCUUUAUAUUAAUAAAUACAGUUCUUUAACACAAA
Molecule: messenger RNA, 1600 nt
Organism: Manacus vitellinus (golden-collared manakin)
Lineage: Eukaryota; Metazoa; Chordata; Aves; Passeriformes; Pipridae
Product: estradiol 17-beta-dehydrogenase 11
Exons: 7
Coding region: 123-1022 (299 amino acids)
Cellular component (GO): lipid droplet
Molecular function (GO): oxidoreductase activity, acting on the CH-OH group of donors, NAD or NADP as acceptor
Source: RefSeq, a predicted model, not a curated record